AUGUUACAAAAUAAUGAUGAACAAGAGAAAUCUAAAUACGAACAAAUAUCUAUUAUACCUAAACGAAAAGUUGAUCAAAAAUUAUUUCGACCUUGUGUAUCACCAUCUCAAGCAAUUGAUUUAUUUAUUCAACGUAAAUUACAUGCUGUUGAACCAACAAUUUAUUAUGAAUCAUCUCAAAUAAUCGAAGCAUUAUUAAGAUGUAAUAGUGGUCAAGUUAUGGAUAAAACUGUUCUUCGUAUAACUUCAUCUGAUCAACCAUCGAAAUAUUAA
Messenger RNA from Adineta steineri, 273 nucleotides. The record is from the annotation of a GenBank genome assembly. NCBI's taxonomy places the organism in Eukaryota, Metazoa, Rotifera, Eurotatoria, Adinetida, Adinetidae.